This is a messenger RNA of Rhincodon typus (whale shark), 279 nucleotides long. Its product is annotated as complexin-4-like. The annotation marks the transcript as partial. Gene Ontology annotation, biological process: neurotransmitter transport; regulation of neurotransmitter secretion; synaptic vesicle exocytosis. Gene Ontology annotation, molecular function: syntaxin binding. Gene Ontology annotation, cellular component: SNARE complex; terminal bouton. The transcript has 2 exons. NCBI's taxonomy places the organism in Eukaryota, Metazoa, Chordata, Chondrichthyes, Orectolobiformes, Rhincodontidae. The record is from RefSeq and is a predicted model, not a curated record.
CAGAAAUUGCUGGAAAAGCUCAGCAGGUCCAGCAGCAUCUGUGAAGAGAAAAGCGAACAGGAUGAGAAUCAGAUUCAAAUGGCCAGAGAAGAUGUUGAGCUGCCAGAAGAGCUGAGAAAGAUGGUAAAUGAAGAUCAAGAGGAAGAAGAUGGCAAAGAUUCUUUCAUUGGGCAAAUUCAUAGCCUCCAGAAUAUGGAUGCAGACCAAAUAAAAGAAAAGGCCCAGGCAACAUUUAGUGAAAUAAAGCAGGCUGCUGAACAGAAGUGCUUCAUAAUGUGA